Camellia sinensis is the source of this 528-nucleotide messenger RNA. Lineage: Eukaryota; Viridiplantae; Streptophyta; Magnoliopsida; Ericales; Theaceae. The record is from RefSeq and is a predicted model, not a curated record.
AUGGAAAGGCAACAGAAGUAUGGAGCGGGAGCAGGGGGUUGGAUGCCAGUACUGCGCAGACAUGGAAGAAAUGGUAAAGGUUUCUCAGCGCCAAGAAUAGGAAUGUAUACACUGUUUGUGGAUGACAUACCAGACUCAAUGGAUCCAAAAGGGUUGUACGCCAUAUUUAAUAACUUUGGGGUGGUGAAGGAUGUUUAUAUAGCAUUCAAGAGGAGGAAACAGACACGAUCAAGAUUUGGAUUUGUCAGAUACGACUGUCCAGUGGCGGCACAAAUGGCAGUUCGGAAAGCAAACGGCCUGUGGUGUGAUAACAAAGCAUUGAAGGUAAAACCAGCAGACUUUGAGAAGGAACAGGGAGCUAAACCAAGGCUACCAUAUGGCAAACAGGAAAGAAAGGCAGAAAUGUCAAGUUAUGCAAAUGCUACUCGGGAAAAUACAAAGAAAUCAUAUGCCCAUGUGGUAGGUGAAGGGAGAAGGAGAGUAUCUACAAGCUUAACCGUAAGAGCUUAUGAAGAAGGUAAUGGUUAG